Molecule: messenger RNA, 1419 nt
Organism: Phaeoacremonium minimum UCRPA7
Lineage: Eukaryota; Fungi; Ascomycota; Sordariomycetes; Togniniales; Togniniaceae
Product: putative alpha beta hydrolase fold-1 protein
Exons: 1
Coding region: 1-1419 (472 amino acids)
Source: RefSeq, a predicted model, not a curated record
AUGCGCGGGAAGAAUGCUACGCAAAACAUCCUACUCAACCCCGGUGGACCUGGCGGUAGUGGCAUCAACUUUUUAUAUCGCAAGGGCGAGGAGCUUAACACCAUUCUUGGCGAGGGGUUACAUCUUCUGACCUUUGAUCCCCGUGGCAUCAAUGGCUCCAGCCCGCUCGCUUCGUGUUAUCCUGACAACGAGACACGCAGAGACCUCUCUAACACCCUGGACUCUACGAACCCUGAUAACAGCGUGCAGCUUUACGCCUGGACAAGCAACUUUGUCCAGGCUUGCGCUGAUACCAUGGGCGAGCAUGGGAAGUACAUCAAUACGCCUCAGACUGCUGCCGACAUGAACAGUAUUCUUGAUGCUGUAGGCCAGGAGGAUAUGGUGUACUGGGGUUUCAGCUAUGGGACUCUGCUUGGUCAAACAUACGCCGGGCUAUUUCCGAAUCGAUCAAAGCGUGUAAUCAUUGAUGGAGUUGUCAACCAAUUUGACUGGUUCGAGGGCCUCGUCGAUGAGGAAGACAUGGCCGACACCGAAAACGUACUUCACGGUUUCUUCGAUGAAUGUAUCAAAGCUGGCAGCGAAAAUUGCACCUUGGCUUCACUGGCGAGUUCGAAGGAGGAGUUGGAGGAGACAGUGCUCUCCUUCCUCAGCAAGUUCAAGGAGGAACCUCUCAGCGUAUAUGUUAAUAACACAGUCUAUGGAGUGCUCGACUAUUCCAAGCUUCUGCUCAAAGGCAUUUUCCCAACUUUGUACAAGCCGGCAAAUUGGUACGAUCUGGCCGAUCGCCUUACUAAACUCAUUCAAGGCAAUGCGACCGAAGCAUUCUUGGCCUACGGGCGGGACGACCCUUGGAACAUGAUUGGCGAUGCAAACCGCUUUGUCACUCUCAAUGACGGAUUAUCUGGUCCCAAGUAUUGGGUGCAGGGACGACAGGCUUUGCUCGAGGAGAUUCUACCGCUUCAAAACUUGAGCCUGUUUGGAACUGAAGCUUGGGACACUUUAUACUCGAAGCAACAGUGGAGUAUCCCCAGAACUCAUACUUACAAGCCGAGAAAGGGCGUACAGACUGCGCACCCGUUGCUCAUUCUGUCCACGACCUACGACCCCGUUUGCCCGCUAAUUUCUGCGCGAUCGGCCAACGAGGCUUUCGUUGGAUCGCAGAUUGUAGAGGUCCAAGGCUAUGGUCAUUGCUCCCUAGCAAUUGGCUCGACUUGCCUUGCCAAACGCGUUCGUGAGUUCUUAUACGAAGGGAAGGUCCCUGAACGCUAUACCCAGUGCGAAGUGGACGUCCCCUACUUCAUCAAGCCGGAGGAAGACGGCAAAAUUGUGGCUCAAAAAUACUUUGACGAUCCGGAGGAGCAACGCAUUCAUCUUGCACAGCUGCAACUAGCAAGGGACUUGGAGUGGACGCGUUGGUGA